Lactuca saligna is the source of this 1514-nucleotide messenger RNA. The record is from the annotation of a GenBank genome assembly. Lineage: Eukaryota; Viridiplantae; Streptophyta; Magnoliopsida; Asterales; Asteraceae.
AUAAAGUAGGAAAACACCAACUAAAAGACCAUUUUAGGAUCAUUUUUGUAGUUUAUUCUAAAAUGUAAAUAAGUGUAACUAGAGGGACCGUUUAUUCAAAUUGUGCUGCUUAACGAGUCAAUGCUUAAAUUCCCAACACUACACAGUGAGGUGAGAGGAUCCAAACCUCAAGAACCCUAAAACCAAAGGAAGAUAAUAUGGCGAAUUUCUCCAUCGCCACCGUCUUCGUUGCCUCGAUCUCACUGUUACUUGCGCUCACCCACUCAUUUUCUCUCGAGAACCCUACGGAUCGGCGCAUUUUAGUGUUGGUCGACGACUUGGCUCUCAAGUCUUCGCACUCGAUCUUCUUUAAUUCUCUGCAGGCACGUGGAUUUGAGCUCGAUUUCAAGCUCUCCGAUGAUCCCAAGAUCGCUCUUCAGAGAUACGGGCAACAUUUAUAUGAUGGCCUGAUUCUGUUUUCUCCCACCACUGAACGAUUUGGAGGAUCUUUGGAUGUGGCGGCUAUUUUGGACUUCGUCGACUCCGGCAAAGACUUGAUCGUUGCUGCCGAUGCGAAUGCGUCUGAUUUGAUCCGAAAUAUAGCCGCUGAGUGUGGAAUUGAUUUUGACGAGGAUCAAUCUGCUGUGGUUAUUGAUCAUGGAAGCUAUGCUGUUUCAGAAACCGAGGGAGAUCAUACGUUAAUUGCUGCUGCUGAUUUUAUUCAAUCUGAUGUACUUUUAGGGAGUACAAAAAUUGAGGCUCCUGUACUUUUCAAAGGAAUUGGUCACUCUUUGAACCCAGCAAAUAGCUUGGUUUUGAAAGUUCUUUCAGCUUCUCCAUCAGCUUAUUCAGCUAACCCAAAGUCCAAGCUGUCAAGUCCACCAUCCCUUUCUGGAUCUUCCAUCUCAUUGGUUUCAGUUGUUCAGGCAAGAAACAAUGCAAGAAUUGUGUUCUCUGGAUCUUUAGAUCUCUUCAGCAACAAAUUCUUUAAAUCACCAGUGCAAAAAGCAGGAAGCUCAAAUAAAUAUGCAAAAUCUGGUAAUCAACAGUUUGCUACUGAGAUUAGCAAAUGGGUAUUCCAUGAAAGAGGUCAUUUGAAGGCUGUGAAUGUUAGACACCACAGAGUUGGUGAGACUGAUGAACCUUCUAUCUAUAGGAUCAAUGAUGACCUGGAAUAUUUGGUAGAGAUUUAUGAGUGGUCUGGAUCAAGUUGGGAACCAUAUGUGGCAAAUGAUGUUCAGGUCCAGUUUUACAUGAUGAGCCCUUACGUAUUGAAAACCAUGUCCUCUAAUAACAAGGGAUUGUAUAUUGCAUCCUUUAAGGUGCCAGAUGUGUAUGGUGUUUUCCAGUUUAAGGUUGAAUAUCAAAGACUUGGAUACACUAGUUUGUCUCUUGCAAAACAGAUUCCAGUUCGACCUUUCAGACACAAUGAAUAUGAGAGAUUCAUUCCAACGGCUUUUCCAUAUUAUGGAGCAUCAUUCUCUACGAUGGCUGCAUUCUUCAUCUUCAGUUUUGUGUACCUUUACAGCAAAUAA